Messenger RNA from Cicer arietinum (chickpea), 1310 nucleotides. Its product is annotated as prolyl 4-hydroxylase 1. Gene Ontology annotation, cellular component: endoplasmic reticulum. The record is from RefSeq and is a predicted model, not a curated record. Gene Ontology annotation, molecular function: L-ascorbic acid binding; procollagen-proline 4-dioxygenase activity; iron ion binding. Gene Ontology annotation, biological process: peptidyl-proline hydroxylation to 4-hydroxy-L-proline. NCBI's taxonomy places the organism in Eukaryota, Viridiplantae, Streptophyta, Magnoliopsida, Fabales, Fabaceae.
AAGGAAAUAAAUCUCUUCACUUCAUCGUCUCCUUUCUCUCUCUCUCUCUCUCUCUCUCUCUCUCUCUCUCUCUCUCUUUUUUUGUUUCUACAGACAACGUGCAUAAAAGGAGGAGAUUGUGAAAGUUAAGAAGAAGGGAGUUUCAAAUUGACUUGUUGACAUUUUGACUUAAUUCCAUUUCCAUGGCGCCCGCGAUGAAGAUCGUUUUCGCACUUCUCACUUUCGUCACUGUCGGAAUGAUUAUAGGUGCUCUCUCUCAAUUGGCAUUCAUACGAAAAUUGGAAGACUCAUAUGGUACUGAUUCUCAACCAUUUAGAAGAUUGCGUGGAUUGGAGAGAAGUGGUCACCUUCAGUUGCCCAUGGGCAUUCCGUAUUGGAAUAAUGACAAGGAGGCAGAAAUUUUACGCCUUGGAUAUAUCAAACCUGAGGUGCUUAGCUGGUCUCCACGAAUUAUUUUACUGCAUAACUUCCUGAGCUUGGAGGAAUGUGAUUAUCUUAGAGCAGUAGCCCUCCCUCGCCUAAAAAUUUCAACAGUGGUGGAUGCAAAGACUGGAAAGGGAGUCAAGAGUGAUGUCAGGACAAGCUCUGGUAUGUUUUUGAAUUAUGAAGAGAAAAAAUAUCCUAUGGUACAUGCAAUUGAAAAAAGAAUUUCUGUCUAUUCUCAAGUACCAAUUGAAAAUGGAGAGCUUAUGCAAGUCCUGAGGUAUGAGAAGAAUCAGUUUUAUAGACCCCAUCACGACUAUUUUUCUGAUACUUUCAACUUGAAGCGUGGUGGGCAGCGAAUAGCUACAAUGCUUAUGUAUUUAGGUGACAAUGUUGAGGGAGGAGAAACACAUUUCCCACUGGCUGGUUCAGGUGAAUGUAGCUGUGGUGGGCAAUUAGAGAAAGGGAUAUGCGUGAAACCAGUUAAAGGAAACGCGGUGCUUUUCUGGAGUAUGGGACUGGAUGGACAGUCAGAUCCGGAUAGUGUGCAUGCAGGAUGCCCAGUAAUCUCUGGGGAGAAGUGGUCUGCUACAAAGUGGAUGAGGCAAACAACUCACGUAUGAUUUAGCUGCCUUGUGUGACUAGAAAGAAAAAAUCACCUGGAAAUAGUGGUCAUACUUAGUUAUUAUUGGUAGUAUAAAUAUUCAAUAGGUGAGUUUGGAUCAAUAAACUACAGGAUAAACUGAUAUUUUAUUAGAUACACAAUGAAUGUUUGAUCUAUAUCAUUGGGUGUCUGUUAAAUAUAUAAUUAAGUUUCUGAUAAAUCUCUACACUGUAGACAUUUUGUCUUUGAUUGUCAUUUAGUCUCGGAUGGAAGGCACCAUCAA